AUGACGGCGUUAUUAUUUGGUUUUGUGAUGAUAGAUAAUCUUCUAUUAUUGUUUAUCAAUAUUUAUAACAUUAUCACACUGUCUGAUCUGGAAACUGAACUGUUGAAUGUUCGAUCAUGUUGUACUAAACUUGAUCAAACAUUCCUUCCAGAAUUUAUACUGCAUUUGAUUUCCACUAUUUUCUUCGUAUUUGGUGGCCAUUGGUUUCUAUUUCUCUUCAAUGUGCCUGUCGAUUUUUGGUUUGCUUACAAAUGUUUAAAUCGACAACCAGGACAAAUAGGUUUCUAUGAUCCAUUGGAAAUUAACAGUCGAAUUCGAAUCAAAGCGAAAAUGCGAGAAUUCAUUAUUCGAUUACCAUUUUACCUCGCAUGUUUUUGUAUUUACCUCUUUAUGUUAGUAUCAUUUCUAAUUGAUAUUUGA
Messenger RNA from Adineta ricciae, 420 nucleotides. The record is from the annotation of a GenBank genome assembly. Lineage: Eukaryota; Metazoa; Rotifera; Eurotatoria; Adinetida; Adinetidae.